GCAAACUAAAUAUCUACCUGUAAUGUUUGGUGGUCAGUGUGGUCAUCACUUUUAAACGGCUUAUGCACAUACGUAUGUACGUAUGUACAUACAUUAAGAACUUACAUAUCUACGAACGCAAGUGCAACCAUAAUUAUACACCUGCAUCCAUGAAAUGUACGAGGUAGCAUCAACUCCACUUUACCUGGUUACACUAUAGCAAAUUUAGGAAGAUAUGUGCAUACAUGCAUCGUUCAUUCAUUUUUCCUUAUCAUUACCUCUAACUACUUAUGGUACGCUGGUUGGUGAAGCAUUAUUUCAGUGAUUAAUAACAAGCAGACCUUUAAACUUUAUUCUUUUCAAAUUAAAAUCGCAUACUCGUUCAAAUGGAGUGUUGAACUCAAGUUCAGUGAAUUGGAGAGGAUACCUCAACUUGUUGUAUGUAAAGUUCUUUUAGCUAAUUUGAAGUAUGUGUGUAAAUCCAAUACACAAACAAGGAGAAAUUCGUAUCAUUAUUCAAAGUAAAAUUCCCAAGCAUUUAAGCAGUUCGUAGUGAGCAAGCCAAGCAAGUACCAAGAAAACGAUUAAUCCUGUGAAAUCUCGUCCACUCCCGUCGUGAUAGAAAUAUGGAUCUGGAAAUUCAAGAACUGGCAGUUCCCUAUGCUGCUCGGAAAUCGAUGGAAUUUUGUGUGAAGAAGAAUCUAACUAACACCACCAACAACACCUCAAAUAAUAGGAACAUCAUGGGGGCGGGGGCGAUUUCUUCACCCAGGAAAUCUAUCGUCGAACUUAUAACGGAUGCCGACCUGGAGGAAGAAUUUCAUUCUUGUCCUAAUGCAGACAUCUCUGCUUGUGAAUACUGUAAACUACUUAAUAAUCUUGUCAUUCUUAAUAGAACCUUUAAAACGAGGAAUGAUCCCGAAGCUGUGAAAAUGCUGGAAGAAUGCAUAACAAAUGUGGAGGGAUGUCGGCGCUAUAUUGACAAGUUGAAACCACAUCUUCACUGUUUCGAUUUUAGUGAAGAGCUCCAAUAUAAUGGUUACCGGAGUUUCGUAGCUCUGUGCAAAAUCACAGUGAUUAAGUGUCUCUAUACCGUAGAUGAUAUAAACCAUAUUGGAAGACUUUUCUCCCAGCAAACGCAUUACGUUUUACAGGAGAAGCUAUUGGACUGGACCAGAAUUUUUCGCUUGCUAAACGUCGUCCUACAAUGUCUUUUUGAUUUUGCGGUGUCUGCUAAGAAUGCCAGCCUUUUCACGUCUAACCGUGAAGCAUUGGCCAAACUUUUGUCAUUUUCAAAAGAAAGGAGCAAUGUGGUUGGAUUUCAUGGACGACUUUUGGGAUAUCAAUUUUCAAAAUCAGUCCGAGCCCCAAUCCGCCUGAUAGGUUGUAUGAUGGCAGCUUUCUCCCACGUGUACAACACAGACUCUAUUUUCCGUCAUACCAUCAUCUGCCCUCCAGAUUUUGUCAACUAUUGGAGGAAACCGGGGGAUAGGGCAGAGAGAAUUGCCGAAGUUUGCGAACAAGACCCACUUGAUUUCUUUAUGAAUUUCUGGCGAGUUCAAGAGAAAGGCUUACUUCGAAUACUAUCCAACUGCUUGGGAGAUCCGGUAGAAACUAAUCUGGAGAUCUCAAUACCUCCUACUAAAUUAGUGGUAGAUUCAACGUUAACGCCUUCGGGAACUCUUACCAUUCUACCUCCAACAGAGUAUCUCGGAAUUAAGCCCAUUAUGGUACGACUCGUGUCUCAUAAAGUGCGACAUGGAUCGGUAGGGAGUGGUCACGGUCACUCCUCUCAAACUCCCACUCGUCUAUACGGAAACAAAGUGGAGGAGAUGUCCAAGUGUUUGGUCAUUCAUUGUCAUGGUGGGGGAUUCGUUGCUCAAUCUUCUUGUUCUCAUUUGGUCUACCUUAAGCAUUGGGCAAGGGGUUUGGGAGUUCCAAUACUGUCCAUCGAUUACAGUCUCUCCCCAGAGGUAGCUUAUCCAAGGGCGAUUCAUGAAUGCUUCUACGCAUAUUUGUGGGCAGUUCGGAAUGCGCACUUGCUGGGUUCUACGGGAGAACGAGUUAUCGUUGUCGGAGAUUCAGCAGGUGGGAUUCUGCUCUCUGGAGUAGUUCUACUCUGCAUCGAACUGGGAAUUCGUCCCCCUAAUGGUGCACUGUUGGUGUACAGUCCAACCAUAAUGGCGUCUGCAAUAUCCCCUUCAAGAUUAUUGAGUUUGGCGGACCCGUUGAUACCUUAUCCGGCACUGGCGGCUUGCAUGGGAGCAUAUCUUGGAAAAAAGUUUGAUUCUAAACUCGCUCAACUCCCUAGUGCUUUUGUGGAAGGAGGAUGGGAGCCCGAGGAAGGAAAUACUGAGGAUUGUAUUAGAAAAUUUGAAACUCUAGAUCUGGAAGAAUUAGAAGGUGUCACCGUACCAAGCGAUGACUUCCACUUGUCUCCACUCAUUGCUCCAGACGCAAUUCUGAGGAAGUUUCCACCCACCGCAUUUGCUACUUCGAAUUUUGAUCCGUGCCUUGAUGACUGCAUAGAAUUCGCCAAACGACUAAAAGAGCUCGGUGUUCCCACUACAGUUGAUGUACAAAAUUCUAUUCCGCAUGGAUAUCUCAAUUUUGGAAAGAUAAGUGGCGAAUGCUUUCAGGGGACAAACGUUUGCCUACGUCGACUUCGAGAGUUAUUGGGACUAACCCACUGAUAAAGUCUGAGGGGAUUGGUAUCAUCAGUACCAUAUGAUGGCGUCGCAAACAGCUUCUGCCGGACUGUAAAAUAACACACAUUCUGUAAAUUAAUGAUUCAUCUAUGGUCACAAAACUACUAUGAUAUGUUGAUCAACUAAUCAUACAUAUGUUUACCAAAGUACCAGUGAUAAAUUAUAACCUACCUUGUCACACGCACAUUUUUAAAUACGCACAAAUGAAUUAUGAUUAUCCUAAACGUUUUACAUGUGUAGCACAGUUUCAGACUAUUUAAAACUUUUUAGUUCCACAGAAUUUGUACUGAAAUUCGUAGAUGUACAUUAGUUCUUCACUUUUUUGUAAUUGUCAAUGUUCUGUUAACGAGUAUUUGUGAUUUUGGUUGUCAUUUUCCAUCGAUCCAACUUUAACUAUUAUGUGUAAGAAUGGUUGAUUGUUACUUUUUAAUUUAGACCUACCCUUGAUUUUGGGUUAGAGACUGUAAUAAAUAAAUAGGUACUUGAACAGAA
This is a messenger RNA of Folsomia candida, 3179 nucleotides long. It is a transcript of the gene Hsl, whose product is annotated as hormone-sensitive lipase. The coding region runs from base 606 to 2672 and encodes 688 amino acids. The record is from RefSeq and is a predicted model, not a curated record. Gene Ontology annotation, biological process: triglyceride catabolic process; cholesterol metabolic process. Gene Ontology annotation, molecular function: sterol ester esterase activity; triacylglycerol lipase activity. Gene Ontology annotation, cellular component: cytosol. Lineage: Eukaryota; Metazoa; Arthropoda; Collembola; Entomobryomorpha; Isotomidae. The transcript is spliced from 15 exons.